Laccaria bicolor S238N-H82 is the source of this 1462-nucleotide messenger RNA. RefSeq lists its product as uncharacterized. Gene Ontology annotation, biological process: retrograde protein transport, ER to cytosol; endoplasmic reticulum unfolded protein response. The record is from RefSeq and is a predicted model, not a curated record. Lineage: Eukaryota; Fungi; Basidiomycota; Agaricomycetes; Agaricales; Hydnangiaceae. The coding region runs from base 49 to 1425 and encodes 458 amino acids. The transcript has 6 exons. Gene Ontology annotation, cellular component: endoplasmic reticulum lumen.
CAACGAACAAUCAUCGAGCUCGCUGUCGACCACGUCGCCGCCACCGAUAUGCACCUCCAAUCGUUGUUUGCAUUGGCUCUUUUCCUCUACCCGUCGUCCGCUCGUCUUCUCCACUCUCUCCCCGAGGACACGUAUGCCUUUCCAAAGUUUAGAGUCGCCUUCCUCAACGGUCUCCCACUCUUGAACGAGACAGCGGAGAGAUGGCUCAAAGAAGGUUUGCGCGGGGGUGAACUUGAGUUUCUAGAUCAGCCUUACAUGGACGACGCUUCUUCGACGCCUGGUCUCUGGAAAGAAAUUGGCAGCGGAGACAGUACACUUCCGACUGAGACUCCGCCCAUGGAAACCGUCAAUUAUACUCUUGAACAUAUGAAGAUGGGACCUCGAGACUCAUAUCUCUGUCUGAUACCCCACCCAUUGGACAAUAUUUUAUCACUUGAAGAGGAUGACCUAGACAUUGUAGUGACGCCCGCAAGAAGUUGGUCCCUGCUACAACCACUUUCUGGGACGUGCCUUUACCACCGUCAGGGCUGGUUUACUUAUUCGUACUGUCACAACCAAGAAAUCCGUCAGUUCAAGGAAUUGAUACCACCACACUCCCGAAUUCCGGCUGGCGCUUACAAGCCUGAAGAAGAUCCUGAGUGGGAGUCAUAUACACUCGGCCGAUCCCCGAAAUCCACAGAAAAUGGAGCUGAUUUAUCUAUUGCGGAGCAAAAUGCCGAAGCGGCCAACCUAGAACUCGCCCGUACCGCUGGAUCGCGAUACCUUGUUCAAAGGUGGGGCGAUGGCACCACAUGUGACAAGACUGGCAAAAGUCGUGAAGUUGAAGUUCAGUUUCACUGCUCAAUGGUCAUGACCGACCAUAUUCUCUUUGUCAAGGAAGCUAAAACAUGCUCAUACGUCUUGGUCAUCCACACACCUCGUCUUUGCGGUGAACCAGGCUUCAAGUCUUCACGCGAAGCCGGCGAGGAAGCUCAGAUUCGGUGUCGCGAAGUCGUCGAUACCAAACCCGAGGGACCGGUAGAUCUUCCAACGGCUGACCACCCUCUCAAGGUACCCCGCCGCAAGACUGUUCUUCCCGCUGCGCCUCCCAAGGAGAAGGAGAAGGGAAGCAGCGCCGCCGAUCAGAGCAGAACGAAAGAAGACGUUUACAAUGAUUUACUGCAGAAAACCUUGGAAGUUUUUAUGGCAUCCAAAGGGACACAAGAAAAGGGCACGAGCAAAGAUGAGAUCAUUUUUGAGCUGCUGGAUGACCCUGAGGAUCUUCAGGUUGAGGGUGCUGAUCGUUUGGUGGAAGCGCUUCGAGCGGCAGGGUACGACGUCCAGGCGGAAGUUGUCACUGCCAAAGGGACGAGGCCAUCAAAGGGAAAAGGCAAGGACGAGAAAAAACAACAGCAAAAGUUUGAUCCACAUCGAGACGAGUUGUAAUAAUUUACACCUUUGAAUGAAUUGUACUAGACACUUG